Messenger RNA from Blastocystis hominis, 663 nucleotides. RefSeq lists its product as hypothetical. The coding region runs from base 23 to 643 and encodes 206 amino acids. Lineage: Eukaryota; Bigyra; Opalinata; Blastocystidae. Gene Ontology annotation, biological process: DNA-templated transcription. The transcript is spliced from 5 exons. Gene Ontology annotation, cellular component: RNA polymerase I complex; RNA polymerase III complex; RNA polymerase II, core complex. Gene Ontology annotation, molecular function: DNA-directed RNA polymerase activity; DNA binding. The record is from RefSeq and is a predicted model, not a curated record.
GGCCACUCUCCAGUUGAUUCGAAUGGAAGAUCAAAUUAGCAGCACAGAAAGCACAUUUAUUGCUAGAAAAAACGCAAUUAAAAUGAUGACGAAGAGAGGAUAUGUUUUGCGAAUGACGGACGAUAUGACAAAGUACGAUGCUUUUCUUUCCAGAUUCGGUAAUGAGCCUGAUUACGAGAGCCUUUCCGUGAUUGGAAAACGAUUGUCGAACAAGAAUGAUGGUUGUUUGCUCAUUUUCAACGACAGUCCUAGUUUGGGUGCUCCUGCAAUCCGAGAAAUCAUUGAGCAGUUGGAGAAGGAGAACAUCUCAUCUGCCAUAAUCGUAGUGAAGAACCGUAUUCCCAGCACGGCGAAGCACGCGUGCAAAAAGUUCGAGCCCAUUUUCCAUCUCGAUCUGUUCAAGGAAAGCAGUUUGCUGGUGGAUAUAACGGAGCAUUUCUUGGUUCCUCCGCAUAUUGCGUUGAGCGAGCAGGAGACGAAGGAGUUGUUGGAGCGCUUAAGCAUUCCCGCGGAUAAGCUUCCGAAAAUAAGUGUGGAUGAUCCGAUUUGCCAUUAUUACGGAUUUAAGCAAGGUCAGGUGAUCAAGAUUAUUCGGAACAGUUUGGUGGGAGGUCGUUCGGUUGCUUUUAGAGUUGUGAUGUAGCUGUUGGUUGUGUUGUUUUG